GUCUCGUUUGCCCUCCUGGUGAACGCGGUGAACGAAGUGACUCGACGAAGGGGAGUUCGAUUCGCAAGCUCUACGCAAGGAUCCAGCAAGAUUUUCCCGAUUGUGCUUUCCUGCUCGAGGAAAUCCGUCGAAAGAAUUCGCAUUCGGCUGUCACGAAUGAAUUCUUUUUGAAAAUGUAAAGUGCGAGGCUCGCAACAUCACGCUUGGGAUGUACUUUCCCGCCACGCAGGGACAAUUUUAACUUCCUCUAACGGUUUGCGAUAUUGUGCGAAUUGUGUCGCCGAUGUGAAACGAGUGUUUUGCUUAUCACGAACGAUUCCCGGGAGCAUGAAACGAUCGCAUGACUUCGGAGUGUCAGUGAAACGAGAUUCCGGACAUUAAAAUCUCGACGGUAUAACUUCCGGAGACAUUGCUCUUAUCCCCUUAUCUGUCGAAGCGGUGCAAUUGUGGAGAGCCACACCGGUGAUUGGGUGCAGCUGCAGCAGCAUCGGGUAAAUGCAGCGGCGACGGCCGACGCCUUUAUGAAUUACGUGGACAGAUCCAGGAUGGUCUCGCACAUCCCUGUUUCUGGGGAGCUGCAGCAGGGGAAUGGCAACGGCCAUGGCGCCACAGGACUCGGUGUGCAGGAGUCCCUUCAUUCCUCUUCGCUUCUGAAGAUCAAACAGGAGCCGUUUCAGCUGUCGCCGCCGUCGCCGUCGCCCCUGCCGCCUCUUCAUCAAGUGAGCGGUUUCGUGCCCGAGCUGCCGAGCGGCUGCAUCGGCGGCAACGCGAAGGACCUCGACUCCUCGCCGGUCCCCGGCGGCCUGGGCCGCGGGAAUUUGUCGUCGCACCACGUCGCCCUCAGCCACCACCACCACCAUCACCACCACCACCAUCAUCCCCAUCACAGUCUGCACAGCCCCAGCUCCGUGGUCUCUAUGCACACCAACACCACCACCACCGCCGGCUCGACGCACCAUCACCUGGACGACAAGGGCUCGUCGCCGGUGGGCACCCUUCACAGCACGACCAAUAGCAAUCCCUCCACGCCGUCCGCGCCCUCCACGCCCACCGCGGUCGCGACCACCACCGACAGUGCCGUGACCACCGUCGCGACCGGCACGAAUAACGGCACCAACAACGGCGGCUCCGCCGCCACGAACAGCAAGCCGCCCUUCAGCUACGUCGCCCUGAUCGCCAUGGCGAUACAGCAGAGCCCGCAGAAGAGGGCGACCCUCAGCGAGAUCUACGCCUACAUCACCGCCAAGUUCCCGUACUUCGAGAAGAAUAAGAAGGGAUGGCAGAAUUCGAUCAGGCACAACUUGUCGUUGAACGAAUGCUUCGUCAAGGUCCCGCGAGAGGGUGGCGGCGAGAGGAAGGGCAAUUUCUGGACGCUUGAUCCGCAGUACGAAGAUAUGUUCGAGAACGGCAAUUACCGAAGGCGAAGGCGAAUGAAGCGUCCCUACAGAAACGCUCCGUACCACAAACCGCUCUUCGGCUCGUGCGAUCCGUUCUCUGCGACGACCCACGUGCACCUGGGACCAGUGGGACCCAGGAACAUUUUCGGCCACUCACCCCCUUCGUACGCCCCCUCUUACACGCGAUAUGACGCGAGCGCUUGGAGUCUCCAGCAGUCGCAACUCUCGUAUAGCCAUUGCCAGUCGCUGCAGCCGCAAUUGCAGUCGAUGCAGUCGAUGCAAAUUCCGGCUAUGAACGGCUACAGCCAACUGGGUACCUCGUUAAACAAAGCGUUUCAAGGCAAUUACCUGGAUGUUCCAGGUGGAACGGCCGGAUCGCCCGGUUCCAUGGGCGGCGGCUCCUUCGGUAGCGGCUUCGCCGCGUGCGGCAGGAGGCACGAAUCCGCGAUGGCCACGGAUGCAAUGUCCGGGAGAUGCUAUGCUUGGCCCGAGAUGGUGAACGUGAAGGAGGAGCCCGGGACCAACAACGUGUCGACCAGCGGCGUCGGCGUCGGGGUCGGCGUCGGCGUCGGCGUCGGUGGCGUCGGCAUGCCGUCCGGCAUGAUGGGCACCGCGGCGUCGACGGGCGUCUCCACGACGGGAUUCGCGCCGAUGGAGUUCCAGACGCGUUCCAAGUGCUUUAUGUGA
This is a messenger RNA of Wasmannia auropunctata (little fire ant), 2084 nucleotides long. RefSeq names its product fork head domain transcription factor slp1-like. The record is from RefSeq and is a predicted model, not a curated record. The coding region runs from base 522 to 2084 and encodes 520 amino acids. NCBI's taxonomy places the organism in Eukaryota, Metazoa, Arthropoda, Insecta, Hymenoptera, Formicidae. The transcript is spliced from 9 exons. Gene Ontology annotation, biological process: anatomical structure morphogenesis; regulation of transcription by RNA polymerase II; cell differentiation. Gene Ontology annotation, molecular function: DNA-binding transcription factor activity, RNA polymerase II-specific; RNA polymerase II cis-regulatory region sequence-specific DNA binding.